Messenger RNA from Nerophis ophidion (straightnose pipefish), 2572 nucleotides. Its product is annotated as 14-3-3 protein zeta-like. Gene Ontology annotation, cellular component: cytoplasm. The record is from RefSeq and is a predicted model, not a curated record. Bases 150 to 887 code for a protein of 245 amino acids. NCBI's taxonomy places the organism in Eukaryota, Metazoa, Chordata, Actinopteri, Syngnathiformes, Syngnathidae. The transcript has 6 exons. Gene Ontology annotation, biological process: signal transduction.
UGGUGAUUUGUGACGUCACCCACCCUUGCACGGGGGCCGAGUCUUUAAAUAGUAGACUAGCAGAGAAACCCCGUGGACUGUUCACAGAAAACUGCGAAGGUUUCGAAGCCGACAUCGCUGAUAUCCACCCCGUCGCACAGUGAGGAGCCAUGAGUGUGGAAUCCAUUGAAAACCUGCUCAAAAAGGCCAAGCUGGCCGAGCAAAUUGAGCGCUAUGACGACAUGGCCGAAGCAAUGAAGUCCGUGGCGGAGCAGGAAGAGAAAGAACUGGACAAUGAUCAGCGUAACUUGCUUUCUGUGGCCUACAAGAAUGUAGUCGGGGUUCGCCGGUCCUCUUGGCGUAUUUUGUCCAGCAUUGAGGGAAUGGGAGACAAAGACAAAAAGCAGGCCUUGGCCAAAGCUUACCGGGAGAAAAUUGAAACAGAGCUGAAAGACAUCUGCCAUGAAGUGCUGGGUCUUUUGGACAACCAUCUCAUUAAAAAAACCAGCGCGCAUGAGAGCAAAGUCUUCUAUUUGAAAAUGAAAGGGGACUACUACCGCUACCUGGCUGAAGUGGCAACAGGAACAGAGAAGGAAGAAAUCAUCAGCAACUCUGAAACUGCCUACCAAAGCGCCUUUGAAGUCUGCAAAGAGAGUUUGCCGAGCACCCACCCAAUCCGCCUUGGACUUGCUCUUAAUUUCUCGGUUUUUUACUAUGAAAUCCGCAACUCACCAACAGAGGCCUGCAAUCUAGCUAAAACUGCUUUCGAUGAUGCCAUUGCAGAUCUUGACUCUCUGGGUGAAGAUUCGUACAAAGAUAGUACACUUAUCAUGCAGCUACUGAGAGACAACUUGACGUUGUGGACCUCUGAAAACCAGACUGUGGAUACAGAAGAACCCAAAGAAUGAGCUAAACCCCUUUGUGUCUUUUUUAGCGAGUUAUCAUCAUCCCAACUCCUCUUCAUCAUGACAACUAAUUGUGAGACCACCUUAACCAUAAUUGUUGUCCAUCUCGCUGCAAAACGGCUCCUUCUUUUUUGUUUGUUGUUAAAACACGUCUCACUUCUGUUGACUAUAUUUUUGGAACGGAUUGAGGGCAUGGGCAUGUCGGGUGUAGAGGACACAUAGUCUAGGUUUAUAUUAUCACGGUGGUGGGUUGGGGAGCACAAUUUCAACUCGUAACUCUAAAAAGCUAGAAAGCAGUUUGCUACCACCAUUUAUAAAGCAACUUACCUCACAAAAUUAAACAUUGGCUGUUUAAAACAAGGUCAAUGAAAGCAUUGCUAAUUAUUAAUGUGUGUAUUUCUAUGUAUCGGUUACAAGAUAUAGAAAUGUUGCAAAAGCAUACAUGUUUUGUGGGUUUGUUUUUUGUUUUUUUACCACAGUGGAAACAAAGCACCUCAUACUCCUAUUUUUUUCAAAUUUGCAUUUUAAGUUCUCCUUUUUGUCAAUUAUGUAAACUGGGAGAGUAGUCAGGUUUGCUAACACUAAUGCAGUUUUAAUUACAUUAAUACAGUUUUCAAGCACCAAAGUACAACUUAUUUUUUUAAUUCAGAGAGGAAAACAUGAACUUCCAUGUGGAAUUGAACACAAUUUAACAUUUUAAUGUUUCCUUACCCAGGCAAUCUAGACAGUAGACUGGAAGGCCGCUUUUUUUUAAUGUCUGCCAAAAUCAACUGUAUUCAAAGGAACAUUAGGCUAUUUCCUAAAAGAUCAUAUUUUUGGAUUGUAAAUGUGGAAUCACACUGAAAUGCAGAAGUCAAAAAGUUGUCUUCCCCUUGUAAUUUGCUGUAAAACUCUUUGAAAUAUAUUUUAGAAACUUUUCCACCCACCCAGCGGAAAUCAUCAAAAUAUUGUCAAUUUGCUGAAAAAUUUUAUAUUUUUAUAACCAAUAUUGAAAAGAGUAAUCUGGUCCUUGAUUUUGUCCUAAAUAUUUUAUGUUAUAAAAGGGUAAGUUUUAUAUUCAAGGUGAUCAUAUAUUAGGAUAUUGGCCAUCUUUUUCACUUUCACAUCCUCUCAUAGAAGAGCUAAGUGGACGAAAAAACUUAAAGGACACAGUUUGCAUGUGUUACCUUUGGUUCUUGACUUAAAGGUGAUGCUGUAUUCUUAUUUAACCAUCAAUAAUGCAUAGGUGACAUUUAUAAAACCAAAAUAAAUCAUCCUCAAGUGGCUUCUGAUUUAUUUAAAAGGAGACGGUGCCAUUCAUAGCUGCAUUGGAAAAUAUUGUUCUAAAAUCAUAUUGCUCAUCUUUGUGCUUUCUAAGUUAUCUUAAUUCUGAACAAAAAAUAUAAAGUACAUUAACGAUUCUGUAAACCUGAGGAACAAAACGGUCUUGACAAAACACAAUAACAACUAGAAAAUGCAGUUUCUGUUGAAACUAUGCUGGUGAUUUCAUCCUGAGCUAAAAUGCUAUAGACGUAAAUUCAUUGACCAGAAACACAAUAUGGAAAAAGUUUCAUGGUACAUUUUAAAAUAUUGGAAAAUGAGGACUUAAUGUGAAAGUAACAAUCCAACAUACUAAGGUUGCAAUGGUAGGAAUCUGAAUUUUGUUUUUAAUUCUGUCCCUCUGUGUUACAAUAAAUGUACCAUCCAAA